AUAUUUUGAGAACGGACAGAGAUAAAACAGGAGAGAAACGUGCAACGCAUUGUUGGAGUUUUAUUUCUAGAGAAUCGUGUUUAUGUUUCUCACACUUGUUGUGUUUUAAUGUAAAAAAACAGUUGAUCAGUCGUAUUCGAGCGACGGUGUAGUAAUCUGAAUUAAACCACGAUGAAGAAGAAGAAAGUUCAACACAGUGUUUCUGUGACCAGUGGAGAAUCAUCAGCUGGGCAACAGUCAGCUGACUACACAGUGGGUCAGGUGUCAGGAAGUUUGUCCCAGCAGAACUCUGGGGCCUCAGGAUCACUGUCAGCUUUGUUCAGAACCUCUACACAAGCUGCACCUGUUCUGUUUCAGCCUGCACCCAAGAAGGUAACAACAAAAGAGGACAAGCAAGAGAGGAGCUGCGAAGUGAAAGAAGAACAAAGUCCGAAGAAGAAGAAGAAGAAGCUGCUCAGGACGACGUCAGCCGCUGAUCAGAAGCUGCAGAGCAGGGAGAGCAGUUUACAAAAUGCAGACGAUGAGGAGAGCGGGCAGCAGAGCGCAGCAGCGAAGAGGAAGAGGAGGGACUCGAGGGCGGACAGAGAGAACGAUGUGGAGUAUUGGGUGAUGAGGCGACAACAGCAGAAGACUAGAAAACAAGAGGAGGCUUUUAAAAGCAAGAGGACGGUUUUUGUUGGCAACCUGCCCCUCAGCUGCACUGAGAAGACUUUGCGGCGUCUCUUCAAACAUGAAGGAGCGAUCGAGUCUGUCCGGUUUCGCUCUGUGGUUCGAGAGGAUCCCUGCAUGAGCCGGAAAGUCGCAGUUAUAAAACGCAAAGCUCAUCCCCAGAAGCAAAGCCUGAACGCCUACGUGUUGUUUCAAAGUGAAGACGCUGUUGCCAAAGCUCUGGAGAGGAACGGCUUGGAGAUGGAGCCAGACUUCCACAUCAGGGUGGACAGAGUGGCUGACAGCUGCUCGCACGACCACAAGCGCUCGGUCUUUCUGGGGAACUUGCCGUUUGAGAUCAAGGAGUUGGAGAUCCGAAAGCAUUUUGAAAUGUGUGGACCGGUGGAGGCGGUGCGACUCGUGCGAGACAAGAACUCCGGGCUAGGCAAAGGAUUUGGAUACGUCCUGUUUGAGCACGUCGACUCGGUGCAGCUGGCGCUGGAACUGGACGAUUCGAAGCUACAAGGCCGGUCCAUUCGUGUGAAGAGGUCCGUGAAGAAGGAGAAGCAGGAGAGACGAGCUGGCACAAGGAACCUCAACGAGAACCAGCAGAACCUUCAGAAAACGUCCAGGACAAGAGAAAGAAGCUGGUCCAGGAGGUUGGAAGUCCUCAAAAAGGUUUGGUAGAAACCAGCAGGGGUCAACCAAAAGCCACAGCUCAUUUAAAGGAGAGAUGGUGGAUCCAAAUAAAAAAACAAAAAAGAAAG
Messenger RNA from Nematolebias whitei (Rio pearlfish), 1415 nucleotides. It is a transcript of the gene rbm34, whose product is annotated as RNA binding motif protein 34. Lineage: Eukaryota; Metazoa; Chordata; Actinopteri; Cyprinodontiformes; Rivulidae. Gene Ontology annotation, molecular function: RNA binding. The record is from RefSeq and is a predicted model, not a curated record.